This is a messenger RNA of Microbotryum saponariae, 6641 nucleotides long. The record is from the annotation of a GenBank genome assembly. NCBI's taxonomy places the organism in Eukaryota, Fungi, Basidiomycota, Microbotryomycetes, Microbotryales, Microbotryaceae.
AUGAGGCAAGUCUCUGGUCAAGUCAACUCUACCCGCACAUAGUCUUGGGGGGGCUUCCUUCGAGUACACGCUGUCAUCCUGACACCCCCAUUCCUGUGCUGGUUGUUAACAGGAUCGCAUCACAGAAUCACUUCGCCGGGCUCGAGGUCGAGGAGGGACAGGAGGAAGAGGUAACUGGCCAGGGCGAACAGGGACCGGAGGAAUCGGGGGAGGAAGACGCUGGUGAUAAGGCGGAUGACGAGGACUCGGAGGACUCGGAGAUGGAAUCGGAGGCGGCCGCGAAAACGGAGGUCAUCAAAAUUGAAAGCGAGGACGAGUCGGUCUUGGAGGACUGCAGCGGAUCCGAUGGAGAGGUGAUUGAUGAGAAUGAGGUGAUGGCGGAUGAAAGAGGUGAAACGGAAGGAGAGGUGGCUACGGAGAUGGAGGAAGAGGAGGUGGCGACGGAGGUGGGCGAUGUGGACGAAGCGAGGGGAUCGACGAAAGCGGAGAAUGCGGAAGCGACGGACUUAGGGGAAACAAACAGGCUGUGUCAGGAUGACAGCGUGUACUCGAAGGAAGCCCCCCCAAGACUAUGUGCGGGUAGAGUUGACUUGACCAGAGACUUGCCUCGUUUCACAGCAUCGUCGGUGCGAUGGCGUAGUCGUGAUGUCAGGAGCACAGCCUGCACUGCCAUCAAUACUCGAAGGAAGUCUCCCAAGUUUGCGGCCGGAGUCGACAUCAGCUACCGGUUUGUUCGUUGCAAGCAUUGUCGGCGCGAUGGUGUAGUCGUGAGGGCGCGCGGGCGCGCACUCAGUGGUCGAGGGUUCGAUCCGCCCGGAGCGUGAUCUGCCUUUUGGUUUCUUUUCCUUUUUGUUAUCCGAGGCCCGGCUUCGGGGUUUUUACCGGUGCCUUGCAGGCAAUCCUUUUUACCCCUGAAGCGACCUCGUGGUGUAGUUAUUUGAUUCAGUCUUUCCUUCGCUGGGAGCACUUCCCUCCCUUUGCUUUUGCCACCCUUCCCCUAGAGCUUGGUCCACUCAUUAUCAUGACUCGUACCCUCCCUCUUUUUACCCAUUUCGCUGGCAAUUAAGUCCGUUACACUUGAUUUGCUGCGAAGCCUUCCGACCGAAUCCACUCCUCGGUUGCUCUCGGUCGACUGCCGCCGCCCAGCCGACUCGACCUUCCCAUCGGCCUGGUCAGCUAUUUCUUGGAUCGUUUGCCCUUCCUCUUUUGUCCGACCUCGUUGGCCACCAUAGUCCGGUACACUGGACUUGCUGCGAGCCUUGCAGCCGCGUAUCCUCCGCGGUUGCCUCUCGGUCGACUUCCGCCGCCCAGCCGACUCGACCUUCCCACCGGCCUGGUCAGCUAUUUCUUGGAUCGUUUGCCCUCCCUCUUCUGUCCGACCUCGUUGGCUACCAUAGUUCGGUACACUGGACUUGCUGCGAGCCUUGCAGCCGCGUAUCCUCCGCGGUUGCCUCUCGGUCGACUGCCGCCGCCUCGGUCGACACCCCUUUCGCUCCUUCGCGCUUUCGCGCGCUCUCUCGCUCUCUCCCUCGUCUCUCGCGUGUAGUCAUCGUCAUCCCCUCCGACGUUGCCUGUCACUUGAGGCACGCGGGCGCGCACUCGGUGGUCGCGGGUUCGAGGCGCCCAGACCGCAGUCUUCUUUCGGUUUGUUUUAUCUUUUUGUUAACCGAGGCGCGGCUUCAGGGUUUUUACCGGUGCUCCCGCGAGCAAUCCUUUUUACCCCUGAGGCGACCUCUUGGAGUGGUUGAUUUGGCUAAGUCCCCUCUGGGCCUGGCACAGUCCCUUCCCUUUAGUUUUACCACCUUUCCCCGGGAGCUUGGUCCGCUCUUCUCUUUUGUUGCCCCUCCUCUUCUUGUCGAUCGUUUGGGAAUUAAGUCCGUUACACUUGAUUUCCUGCGAGCCUUUCGACCGACUCCCCUCCUCGGUUGCUCCCUUGUCGACUGCCGCCGCAACAGCCGACACUUCCAGAAAUCCCCCCCCCGUACCAACGCGUGUAGACGACGUCAUCCCCUCCGACGUCGCUUGUCAGGCUGGACAAUGACGACGACAGCGACGCCACAGCAACCGCCGCCACCGCUUCCCGCGAAUCGACGCCGCAUGAACCAACCCCACCUCUGUCACCCGAAACUCUCGCCAAGUCGCUACGCGAGGGGGAGGAGUGGGACAGGAUCAGAGCUAACUGGGUUGAGCAGGCACGACUUGAGCGGGACCAAAGCAUCGAGAGGAGGCUCAACGCUGAAACCCCUUUGGUGCGUCACAACUUUGCCACGUGGGACGAGGACGGUGAGAUACGCUCCAUCAACAUCAGGGGGACCGCUGCGAAGUUCAAGAAGCAGGUGAUGAAGAGGUCGCAGACUGCGGCGGACCUCAGUGACCCAAGUGACGAACCGACCGACGCCAAGCGAGUCAUCAUCAAAGGGAGGAGCCGCGUCGUGGUGAAGGAUGGAAUAGAGGGGCGGAGGGUGACGAGGUCGAUGUCGGCGGCAGCGGCGAUGCAGGUCGAGGUGACGAAGGUGGACAGAGGGAAAGGAAGAGGGGUAGCUGAGGAAAAACGAUGGUCCGACCACGAGCCCGAGGACGAUGUCCUGCCCGCCCUUCCCCUCUUUGAGGAUGUCACCACCGCCAAGAGCGCCUCGACCUCGACUACCCAUUAAUGAUCAAGCACACCAUCAUCACCUGGAACGUAAGAAGGGGCAUGGGGGUCCCGGAAAAACGAUGUAAUAUCUACACCUACCUUUCCACAUUCAAAGCUUCCGCAAUUCUCUUACAAGAGCAUUUCAUCAGACCACAAUUCUGGCAGCUCAUCAAGGACGAGUACGAGGGCAAGCUCUUCAUCAACCAGCACUGCCUGACCCUGAUCCCGGCCGACUCGCCCCUGAUCGACGCCGAGCUCUUGCGCACCCACUCGGCACUCGACGGCCGGCUCCUCGUCACCUCCUUUCGUCUGCGGGGCGACAUCAAAAUUCUAGAAAUCAAUAACCUCUACGCGCCCGUUGACCCAAAACAACGAGCAAAAUUCUUCGACAAACUGAUCCUCCACAAAACACAGAAAUCCCACCUCCGACUCCUUGGCGGCGAUCUCAACGACUGCCCGCGCCCAGAAGUCGAUCGGCGGAACCAAAGUCGGCGCGGCCACCACUGGCCGAUUCUGAUGGGCAAGCUCGACUCGGCCUACACAGACUGCAUCCGCUACAAGCACCCCAUCACCCCAUCUUUCACUCGACCUAAUCCCAAUCGCAAGCGACCCAACUCCUUCUCCCGGCUUGACUACUUUCUCCUACAAAGAGCUCACCAAAAAAGGCUCGACCAGGCCUCGACGAUCUACGACUAUCCCAAGGAUCUUUCCGAUCACCGACCGGUCUUGAUCGUACUAGCUCUCUCAGACGAUCUUGAUGCGGCUCUCCCACAGCUCAGCCUACCUACCACAUCCGACCAACUACAUCGAAUCAAUACCACAACCUUCAAGACGGUGGAAUUUCAGCGGAUGAUGGAAGGAUGGUUGGAAGGGGCAAGCGGGGAGGAUCUGGUGCGAGAGCUUGAGGAGGUUCUGGAGGCGUGCAGGGACAGGGGUGGGGAGAUGGCGAGGAGGCUGCAUCGGGAGCGGACGGAACGGAUGGAGUAUUUGGUGGGGAGGGUGCAGGAUCUGGAGGCGUUACCGGUAUGGGGGGAGGCGGAAACGGCAGAAUGGACAAGGACGUCCGAGGAACUCAAGCGGGCGGUCGAGGAGCGCGCGCGCCUACUCCGGAUCCGAGCCCACGUCCCCGAGAUCGCUUCCGAGGAACGACUGUCGCGGCCGGUCCACGCCAAGCUCGCGGCGCGGAACUCGGACUCCAAGAUCACAGCACUGCGCUUGGGUAACGGAGAGCUAACGCAUGACAUUGAUGUCGCUCUUGACCACACGCAGGCGCAUUUCCAGCGCCUCUACCACAUCGAGCCUCGUGAUCCGGAACGCGUCGACCGACUUCGGGACAAACUCCUCGUGCCGAUCAGGGCGGCACGGACUUGCGACGACCCGCGCUCAGAUCCGCUCUUUCUGCGCCGACUCUCGGAAGCGCAGAUUGAUCUCCUCCAGCAACCCAUCACCGAGGACGAGGUCGUGGCCGCGAUCGGGACGACGCACCCGGGGCGAUCGCCGGGCCCGUCGGGCGUGCCUUACGAACUCUAUCAGACCGCACCGGAGGCGUGGUCCAAGGUGCUGACCAAGGCCUACAACGCGAUGAUCGAGCGCGGUUCACUCUCUCCCAAGCAGGGCCAGGGACUCGUGCGCCUCAUCUUCAAGCGCCACAAGAAGAAUGCCGAUCGCGCCGAACUCUCGUCGUAUCGCCCCAUCACCCUGCGCGAGUGCGAUUACAAGAUUUUUACCAAGGUCUACGUCGCCCGAUCUCCUCCCGCCGCAGCAGCACGGCUUCGUCAAGGACCGCCGAUCGGCCGACACUGCACUACACCUUCGUCUCCUGAUCGAGGAACUUGGCGCGCGCAGGACCGAGUUCCCCGCGGCCGCGCUCUUGUCUCUUGACCAAUCAUCCGCCUACGACCUCGUCGAGCAUGACUGGAUCUUUGCCAUCUUCGACGCUCUGGGCGCUCCUACCACCUUUCUUCGCGUGCUGAGGAUGCUCUACUCGGGUGACUCGACCUCGGCGCGCUACAUCAUCAAUGGGUUCCUGACGGCGCCGGUGCGACUGACGUGUGGGCUCGGCCAAGGGGACCCGGCGUCAUCGUCGGUCUGGGACAUCGUGUUUCAGCCGUUCCUGGAUGCUCUACACCGUCGAAACAUCGCGCUGAAUCUCUCCAUACCUGCACUUCAUCCGUACCCACAGAGCCGCGCCAUUACAUCACUUGCAUUUGCCGAUGACGUUGUCGUCGCCGUCGCGGGCUUGGAGUCACUCAACUUGCUCGAUGACCUGGCGCUCGACUGGAGGCAUGCAACGAAUGGCCGGCUCAACACGGACAAGACGGUCGUCCUACCGAUUGGACGUCGCUGGGACCCUGGGGAACGGCCAAUCGUCGUCAAGGCCGCAGGCGAGUCGCUCGAGUGGAUCGGCCUCCCCUUCAACCCCAGCGGCGACACCGAACUCGCCUACGCGAAUCUCAUCGAACGGCUCGAGGCGACGCUGGAAGCGGUUCAGCAUCGCUGGCUCACGCACCACACCCGUGCCUUUUACGUCAAUCGGUACGCCAUUCCCAAGAUCCUGCAUUUCCUUGCAGCCGACAUCCCGCCGCCCGAAGUCGUCAAGAAGCUCGAUGACAUGCUCGUCGAUUUCGUCCGUGGGGGCAAGGGCAGGACCAGCUACGGCAGAGACAUUGUGUUCACCGCCAAGAACAAGGGGGGACUCGGGGUGAUAAGGAUGCGGGACGUUGUGGACGCGGUUGCGGCACGGCUCUGGGACGUUCUUCUCGGCGGUUCCGGCGCGAUUUGGCAAGGACUUGCGCGCGCAUCACUCCAGCGAGCUCAGCCCGACCUCGACCUGGCCACCGAUCUCUGGCCACAUCCAUCCACUCCCAUCCCCAACGACCUUCAUCCCCGAUGGCACGCCGCACUGGGCGUUCCGAAACUUCACGACGCGCAGGUCAACCCGAGGGCCUUGACCACCGCGAACUUGCUCGCGCUGCCCACCCUGCUCGGCAGCCUCCACACCCCCAUCAGAGGGAGACAGACCAUCGACGCGGUUCAUGUACCUGACUACCUUCGUCUCCAGGGCUACCCGAAGGUGGCGGAUCUCUAUCGACGCGAGUUGUAUGCGGGUGGGGGGUUUCACCUCUGGACGCCGCCGGCGGAUGUGCUCGGCGACAACAGCGAGUACGAUCGACGCGGGCUCCCGCAGCGACUGGCAAUCGCGGCCUGGUACCGGUUCACUGUCGAUCGACACAAGAACACCCCCUUGGCGGCGGGACGACUCAACGUGCCUCCCCGGAUCGGCACCAGCGCACCACUCGAGGCGAUCAUCCCCAAGCCCGUGGCCCGCUUCGCAAUGGAGCAGCGCCUUCCGGACCCGGUGCUUCCACAACAGGCGAGCCAGUAUACGCUGCUGAACAUGGCUCGCCCCUACACAGUCCGUCGCAUCCGCCGGGUCCUGAACGCGAAGGCAUUUACCAACAUGCUCGGGCUCAAGGGACCACCGCAGCCGGACGACCUCAGGAGCUUCUGGAAGGCAGUCAACUCGAAGGCACUGACGGCGAGGGAGAGGGAAGUUUGGUUCAAGCUGAUCCUCCGCUUCACCCCGACGCGCAAACUCCAGCACGAGCAAAAGCACGACACUUCUCCCGCGUGCCUCGUGUGCGAAGCGCCGGUGGACGACACCGAUCACUACUUCUUCGGCUGCGUCGACUCGCGGAACAUCUGGACCGCGGCAAGGGGCGUGCUCUGCGACGCGCUCGGAUGCGACACGAUCGAGGACGCCGAGUACACGACACUACAACGACUCUUUGGCCUCCCCAAGCUCAAGGCCAAGCUCAGCGAACAGGAAGGCGCAGGCAGGACGAUCGAGAUCUUCACGGGGAUGGUCUUGGAGAUGAUCAGCAGUGGGAGAUGGAGGAUGCAGAAGCACGGGACGAGGAUGGAAAGCCUGGAGCGGAGGAGGGUGGUACUGGAGGAGAGGAUGAAGUUGAGGGCGGGGGGAGCAAGGGGCGGGCGAGGGCAGUAG